AUGACGUCAUACUAUGUGGAAGAGGAAGAAACCAACCUGGAGAUGUGUCUCAAUGAUAAUUAUGAAGAAUGCCAUGGUUCGAAAUCUCCAUUGACUCGAGAUAUUUCUUUCUUAGGAAAAGAGAAUUAUGCUAAGCAGGGAGAAGUCUUGGAGUAUAAAGGGGCAACGAUGAAAGAAUACAAUUGCCAACGUCUUCCAAGGCAUGAAGAGAAGCUCGACAAUCACACCUUGUUAUAUCGAGGGCCUAAAGCCUCACGUCAAGCAAAACCGAGACACAAGUUCUUUCACACAAAUCCCCGAGUAGUACAGGAAGUGCUUCAAGAAGUGACGCAGAGAACAUCAAUGUGGGCAGGGCCAAAGAAGCGGCAGGCCGUGGCUCUCCGUAUUAGCGCUGAUGCGACGGUCGUUUAUCGUUGCAGAAUCAAUGCCUAUCAAGACACCCUUUGUUGCUCUGUUUCGUGA
Messenger RNA from Arabidopsis thaliana (thale cress), 462 nucleotides. RefSeq names its product Pectin lyase-like superfamily protein. Gene Ontology annotation, biological process: cell wall modification; pectin catabolic process. The coding region runs from base 1 to 462 and encodes 153 amino acids. The transcript is spliced from 3 exons. NCBI's taxonomy places the organism in Eukaryota, Viridiplantae, Streptophyta, Magnoliopsida, Brassicales, Brassicaceae. The record is from RefSeq and is marked reviewed. Gene Ontology annotation, molecular function: pectinesterase activity.